Molecule: messenger RNA, 1753 nt
Organism: Pygocentrus nattereri (red-bellied piranha)
Lineage: Eukaryota; Metazoa; Chordata; Actinopteri; Characiformes; Serrasalmidae
Exons: 3
Coding region: 352-1017 (221 amino acids)
Source: RefSeq, a predicted model, not a curated record
CUCUCUUUCUUGCUCAUUCAUUUAUUUAUUCAUUCAUUUACUCGCUCACUCACGAAUCUGAAACUCGCGUGUCCAGUUCGUGAUCGUGCGCUGUGCGCGUGUCCUUCCUCCUCGCUCUUCUGCGGGACGCGGAGCUCAUUCAGAAAACACGGCUCACACUGACCACAUCAUGCUGGACUGAGCGGAAGGACCAGCAGCUGAAGUUCAGCUUCUCUCAAGGGACUCUGGAUUUCUAGCCCCACCCCUGGCCAACGCUAUGACUCAGGAUUUAAACAUAUGUCUGUGAGAGCCUCUCGGAGCCUAGGACAGCCCAUGUUCUAAAGGUCAAGGGCCCAGAGCUGGUCGCUGGCCAUGCAGGCCCGGACAUCUCCACGGAGCGAUACGCUAGUGUCUGGCAUGUUCUCUUGCAACGGCACCUCCAUCAAGGACUGGAGCUUCUUCUUGUCGCAGAUCUUGCCGCUGGUGAACAAGUCAACUGGCCUGGUGCACCAAGGCAUGGAGAAAGCGGAGGCGGUGACCAGCAGUGUCAUGGCGACGGCCCUGGAGCCCGACCUGGGCGGGAUGAGCGCCAGCCGGCCACCGCUGAACUCCAACCACACAUCCGGCAUGGAGCACAUCUUCCGUUAUUCAUACUCGGAGGACGACCUCCUGUACACGGAUUACAGAACGCCACCCAGGGACUCCAUCCCCCUGCCCAAAGCCGUGCUCUACCUGCUGAUGGUGGCCCUGGUGGUGGUCGUGGUGGCGUAUGCCAUCGUGGGUCACCUGGUGAAGGACCUGGUGCACGAAUUCGUUGAAUGGGUGUUUGGGCCUCGUUCAGCAAACCGCAGGAGCAAAAGCGACGUCAGCUGCAUCACUGGUAACGCCAACGAGAUGAGCGAACUCCCUCGUGUGGUGGAAACAAACUACGUUACCCACAACCACUCUAACUGCCCAGGCACCUUGAAGCCUGAGGAGCUGGUGAUCACCAUUGACGAAAGCUCACAGCUUCCUAAUGAAGCGUACAGUGGGACCUAGCUGUGGACGGCAAUCUUCCGUCAUUUGAUCCAAUCCCUUGUGGCAAAGAAGGGGCUAAAAGGCAGUAAGUUUGCUUGCAGGCGAAAGGAGCGUGAUCUGUUGGGAACCAACACUAAACUCACUGUUCAUCGCUUACUGCAGCCGUGUGACUUUUGGGUGGAGACUUGGCAUGGAAGGUGUAGAAUCUGAGAAACCUGUUGAAGGGAAUCGCAGAAGAACAAUGAGGAACGAUAAGGAACAAUGAGGCCUGAGGUUGAACAUUAACCAGCAGAUCUCUCUGCAUGGGGCUGCUUUGGCAGCCAAGGAAUGCUAAAGUGGAUUUACAGCCAAGACGAAUCUUGUGGAUCGGAGCACAUUUCUGUUUUCCAUUCAUCUCAUUGGCUCUUUUAUAUCAGUUUUGUUAAGCCAGAAUGACACUGUGGUCGUAUUCUUUUGUGAUCAUUUCUUUCUUGACCAAUAAUCCCUUCUUUCUUUGUUUCCUGAUGCUGUAAAACCCAACAGUGAGCAUGCUCAGAUGAUGUGAUUACUGUAAGAAUGAUGAGACUGCAUUAACAUUCAACUGCUAGGCAAAUAUUCCAAAGUACUAAUGUGAAACCUAGUAAUAUAGAUACAUAUCUUGGUAAAUUUGAAACAGCUCCAUACACAAAUGGACAAAAACAACAUAUAAUAUGUUUACAUACAGUAUCUCACAAAAGUGAGUGCACCCCUCACAUUUCUGCAAAUAUUUUAUUCUAUC